Messenger RNA from Alligator sinensis (Chinese alligator), 927 nucleotides. Its product is annotated as putative olfactory receptor 14L1. The transcript has a single exon. Lineage: Eukaryota; Metazoa; Chordata; Crocodylia; Alligatoridae. Gene Ontology annotation, molecular function: odorant binding; olfactory receptor activity; G protein-coupled receptor activity. Bases 1 to 927 code for a protein of 308 amino acids. The record is from RefSeq and is a predicted model, not a curated record. Gene Ontology annotation, cellular component: membrane. Gene Ontology annotation, biological process: G protein-coupled receptor signaling pathway.
AUGAUGAUGUCCAAUUGCACCACUGUGACUGAGUUCCUACUCCUGGGAUUCUCUGAUGCCUUGGAAUUGCAGAGAUUGCACUUGGCUAUUUUUCUAAUAAUAUGCCUGGCGGCCCUGAUUUGGAAUCUCCUUGUUAUCACUCUCAUAGGCUUUGACAGCCACCUCCACACCCCCAUGCAUUUCUUCCUCAUGAACCUGUCCAUCCUAGACAUUGGAUCCAUCUCUGUCAUAGUUCCCAGAUCCAUGCCGAAUUCCAUACUCAACACCAGGUUGAUUUCCUAUUCUGGAUGUGUAACCCAAGUUUUUUUCUACCUCAUCUUCAUUACCACAGACUUUGCCAUCCUCACCAUCAUGGCUUAUGACCGAUACAUGGCCAUCUGCAAACCACUACAUUAUGAGAUAGUGAUGAAUAGGAGAGUUUGUCUGCAAAUGGCAGCCACUGCCUGGAGCAGUGCUAUUCUGUACUCUGCACUGCACACUGGUAACACCUUUAGGCUGCCCUUCUGCCAUUCCAACUUCAUCAACCAGUUCUUCUGUGAAGUCCCCCACCUCUUUAGGCCCUCUUUCUUAGAUGUGUUUACUAGUGAAAUUCAGAUUCUUAUCUUUGGUGCAUGUUUAGCUGCAGGUUGUAUUGUGUUUAUAUUUGUGUCUUAUAUUCAGAUAUUCACUACUGGACUGAGAAUCCCUUCUGAGCAGGGCUGGCAUAAAGCAAUUUCCACCUGCCUUCCUCACAUCAUUGUAGUCCUCCUGCUUGGUAGCACUGCUAGUAUUGCCUAUGUGAAACCCAGGUCUGGGUCCCCAUCAGCUCUAGAUCUCCUGGUGUCUGUUGUGUAUUCUAUGAUCCCACCAAUGAUGAAUCCAGUUACCUACAGCAUGAGAAACAAGGACAUCAAAGCAGCAUUAAGGCAACUUCUUAGCUGGAGGUAG